CUUGGAAGCAACUUUUGCUUCUCCCAGUCCUGUGCUUCUUCAUCAAUCCUCGUGUUCUUCUGCUGUUGGUUGAAGGGCAUCGAACUGCACUUUCUCCAAACCUGCCCUCUACCCUGCUGCAUUCAUCAUCGCUCCCGUCUCUUCUUUAUAAAAUAAUGGUCAAGGUCACGAGAUCCAAGAUGAAGAAGGAAGAUACGAAAGUGACGGCUGUCAAAGCCAAAGAGACCAAAACCAAGGGAUGGAAUACCAUGUCACACCUCUCCAUCAAACGAUUUGCCGAUUCUGAUCCCACGCUCACGGCAGGGGCCAAGCGCGAUCGAGCCAAACACCCCCAUGUGGCCGUGGCCGAGUUGGAUCCCAGUGGGAGGGCCACCUGCAAACUCUGUGGAGACAAAAUCACCAAGUCUACGCUGCGAUUUGGGCUGUUUAUGGAAUGUCACAAGGGGUAUCGCAAUCUUUGUACCUUGCAUCCCGAGUGUUUUUGGAAGCAUCCCGAAACCAAAAAGUUGGAACACGCCAAAGAAAUUCACUGUGCCAAAGAGCUGACGAAGCAACAGAGGGCGGAUGUCGUCGACAGAUUCCAGAAGUCCAAAAAAGAGGACACGAAAACGAGAAAAGAAACAACAACAAAAGAGCAAACAGUAAAGGACGAGGAGGAGGAGGACUAAAUUGUUCAAAAAACACAACCCAACGUCGCAGUUUUUCUUGUGGAACGAGAGCAAAUCGUGCAAUAAUAACUUUCAUUUUUAAGAAACUAUUGUACAUUC
This is a messenger RNA of Seminavis robusta, 767 nucleotides long. The record is from the annotation of a GenBank genome assembly. Lineage: Eukaryota; Bacillariophyta; Bacillariophyceae; Naviculales; Naviculaceae.